Molecule: messenger RNA, 4099 nt
Organism: Caenorhabditis angaria
Lineage: Eukaryota; Metazoa; Nematoda; Chromadorea; Rhabditida; Rhabditidae
Source: the annotation of a GenBank genome assembly
AUGGACGAUCAUCUCUCAACUUCUCCCUACAAUUUCCGUCGAACUCAAUCGUGUCGUGUCACUAACAAAAGUGAGUUUUUCGGCUUUGAAAAUCUGAAAAUCACGUGUUUUCAGUAUUUUUUGCUCUGAAAAAUUAUUAUUCUCAUUUUUCUUGUGCAUCUCAUUUGAUGAUGUAUAGAAAGCAAAAAAAAAAAAAAAAACCCAAACAAAAAAUUUUUCUAUUUUUUUUUCAUAAUAUUUCCUUUUCCGAUUCGAUUAAUUUUUUUGCGCAAAUUUUUUCGAAAAAAAAUUUUUCCCGCAAAAAUCCAUGAAUUUCUAACCAUUUUUUUCUGGGUGAACCAAAAAAUCCCGAAUUUUUCACCAGAAAAUGAUGAAAAAAUAUCGAAAAUAUGACAGAUCGUAUUCCAUGCAAGAUGGUGAGUUUUUCCCUGAAAAUUCCAAAAAUUUUCAAAAAAAAUUUUUCGCGGGCACCCGGGAUCGAACCUGUGACCUUCUGACUGCCAAAAUUUUGAAAUUUUUCUUGUUUUUGCAGGUUCGAGCUCGCUUUCAAGACGUGGAACUCAGAAGGGAUGUAGUAGGAGUAAAUCGACGCGUCGUGGAGGUAAGAUUAGGCCUGAAAUCGGGCCGGGCCUAAAAUUUGGCCUAAAAAAGCCUAGAAUGCCUGAAAUCUGAAAUUUUCAAAAUUUCAUUUUGUAUAGAAUUUCAAGAGCUUCAAAAUGAACCUAAAAUUGAUUUUUGAAAAUUUCAGAAAUUUAGCAUUUUCAGCUCAAAAUUGCUCAUUUUUUAUCAAAUUUUCAAGAUUUUUGCUCAAAAAUGAGCAAUUUUCAGCCAAAAUCUGAAAUUUUCAAAAAUUAAUUUUAGGCUCAUUUUGUAGAGAAUUUCAAGAGCUUUAAAAUGGACCUAAUUGUAAAAUUUAAAAAAAAUUGAAAAGUUCCGACCGGGUUUCGAACCCGGCACCUCUCGAACACCAGCAAAACACUCUACCACUGAGCUACCCACGCCUUUCUGGAAGCGCGUCAAAUUUCGUUGAAAAGCAGCUCGCCCCGAGCGUUGCGAGUGUAGACCGCGGAAGCUUGCGGAAACUCGCGGAAGCUCGCGGAAACCCCUUAAACACGUCAUUUCAUCCAAUUUUUGCUCUUUUAUGCUCUUUUCUGCCUGCCAUUUGUAAUUAAUUAGAAAAAGAAAAGUUGUGUCGCGACUUUUUUCGCGCGCAAAAAAAAAAUUUUUUUUUUUUUUGAAAAAUCGCCUAGCUUAUAUUUAGAGCUCUAGUAAUAGGCCUGAUUUAUUUCUUUUUUUUUUUUUGGAAAAAAAAUUUUUUUUGUUAUUUACGAAAUUUUUUCGCUGGAAUUUUUGAUGGCGUGGCAAAAAUUUUGGCGCCAAAAUAAAAUUUUAAAAAAAACGUGGCAAAAUUUCCUGUGAAAAUUUAAAUAUUCAAAUUUUGGCGCCAAAAUUUGAUCUACAGUAACCAUAGGCUUAUUGUAUAUCAAAAUGCUCUAAAUUUGGCGCCAAAUUCAAAUUUUUCAUAGAAAAUCGCGCAUUUUCUCUGCGUCUCUCACUCUCUCGUUGUUUUACGAGAGUAGUAAGAGUAGAGCAAAAAAAAAAUUAAUUUUUUCCUCCCAUUUUUCUUCCCCAAGCCAUUAAAAAACUUCAUGAAUUCCUAAUUUUCAUCUCAUUUUUGCUCAUUUUUCUGUGUGCUCAUUUUGUGCUCUUCAGAGAAAAUGUCACAAAAAUCGAGUCUGGUUCAACAACAAUGGGGUACGGUAGUUUUUGGCGCGAAAAAUCUGAAAAAAUUGCUCAUUUUUGAGCAAAAAUCUUGAAAAUUUGAUGAAAAAUGAGCAAUUUUGAGCUGAAAAUGCUCAUUUUCAGCCAAAAUCUGAAAUUUUCAAAAAUUAAUUUCAGGCUCAUUUUGAAGCUCUUGAAAUUCUCUACAAAAUGAGCCUAAAAUUGAAUUUUGAAAAUUUUCAGAUUUUGGCUGAAAAUUGAGCAUUUCCAGCUCAAAAUGGCUCAUUUUUCAUCAAAUUUUCAGCCAAAAAUCCCAAAUUUCAGGAGCAGUUGGUACAAUUUCGUCGCUAAGUUUUGGUCAAAAACAAGCCCUAACAACUUCGUGGAAAAUCCUGAAAUCUCAAAGCUCCGCAGUUUUUCGAAAAAUUUUCCUGGAGCUCGAAAUUGCGUCGCCGAAAGUGAAGCAGGUGAGCAAAAAUUUGAAUUUCGCGCCAAAAUUGGAGCAUUUUGAUAUACAAUAAGCCUGGGGUUACUGUAGAUUAAAUUUUCCCGCCAAAAUUUGAUCUACAAUAACCCUAGGCUGAAAAUGAACCCAGAAACCUCAAAAAUCGAUGUUUUUACCCCAAACCCUUUGAAAAUUCAAAUUUCCCGCCAAAAUUUACCCCGGGAAAUUGAAAAAUUCAAAUUUUACGUUGAAAAUUGGCAAAUGCGCUCUAUUGAGAAUUUGGCGGAUUUUUGAAAAAUUCAAAUUUUUUUUUUUAAAUUUUCUACAGUACUCCUAGGCUUACUGUAUAUCAAAAUGCUCCAAAUUUUGAGCCAAAUUCAAAAAAAUUUUCAGAUUUUCUAUAAAGCCGCUCUGGUCGACGCCUUCAACAAAGAAGAGGACAAUCGAGCCACUUUGGAUGUGCAUUUGAAACUUUUGACAAGGUAGAUCAAAUUUUCGCGCGAAAAUUCGAAAAUUUCGUGAAAUUUCGCGUUUUUUGACACCAAACACCAUGUUUUCAGUCAAAAUUCCAGAAAAAUCUGAAAAUUUCCAGAUUUUUCGACGAAAUUCUCACGAGUUUCGACGACGAAGAGGAAUGUAUGCGAAAAAUUCGUCAAAUCGGCUCGGCGCACGCCGUUUUGAAUCGAAGUUGUAGUUUUACGAGUGAUAUUUGGGAAAAAUUGGGCGAGAUUGCGAUGGAGCGCGUUUGCACGCACGAGAGUGUUCAGGUAGGGAGUUGGGGCUCUUUUUUUCGGGCUCAGAAGGUCGUGGGGAGCAUUUUGAGCCCAAACAUGACGUGUUUUGGAGAAUUUUGAAAAUCGGGACCUCUAAGCCACGCCCACUUUUCUGUGCCGCUAGUUGUAUCAAUUUUUAGAGUUCAAAAUUGCUCACACCGUGUUCCUGAGAGUUUUCUGAGCAUUUUGAGCCCAAACAUGACGUGUUUUCUAGAAUUUUGAAAAUUGGAACCCCUAAGCCACGCCCACUUUUCUGUGCCGCACUCUGGGUUCAUUUUCAGGGCUCAAAAUUGCUCAGAUCGUUUUUCUAGAGGUUUCUGGAGCAUUUUGAGCCCAAGAAUCAUAUAUUUAGGAGAAUUUUGAAAAAAAGUACCUAAGGGACCCCUAAGCCACGCCCACUUUUCUGUGCCGCGAGUUGUAUCAGUUUUUAGAGCUCAAAAUUGCUCAGAUCAUGUUCAGGAGGGGUUUCUGAGCAUUUUGAGCCCAAGAAUCAUAUAUUUUGGAGAAUUUUGAUAAAAAAAAGUACCUAAGGGACCCCUAAGCCACGCCCACUUUUCUGUGCCGCACUCUGGGUUCAUUUUCAGAGCUCAAAAAUAAUCAGACUAUGUUUCCCAGGGUUUUCCGAGAAUUUUGAGCCCAAGAAUGACAAAUUUUAGAUCAAAAAUUUUCAAAAACUCAAGCCCCGCCCCUUUUUGCAACCCUGGCACACCUUUUUUUUGCUUGCAGAAAACUCGAGAAGCUUCAAGAGCCUGGCGAACUUUUAUCGCAAUUAUAAUCGACGAAAUUCGCGGUGGUUUUGAAGGCGAAUUACGUCAGCAAAGGUGGGUCAAAAGUUUUGGCGCCAAAAAAAAAUUUUUUGGCGCGAAAAUUUGAAAUUCAAAAAUUUUUUCUCAGAAGUUUGAGUCAAAAACGUGGCAAUUUCGUGUUGAAUCGCAGGUUUUUAUCGAUUUUUUGUUGAAAUUUUUGAUUUUUUCUACUAACAUCUUUGAUUUUCAGCCAAAAAAAUCUGAAAUUCCAGAAAAAUCUGAAAUUUUCCAGAAAAUCCUCUUCAACUGAUCAAAUCGAUUUGGUUAAGAAUACAGAAGAGGAAGAGGAGGAUUUGAGGGUCAAGUUACAGCAACUUCGCAUGGAUUUUAAUAAUACUCUACCGUAUUCUUGA